Molecule: messenger RNA, 2225 nt
Organism: Rhinolophus ferrumequinum (greater horseshoe bat)
Lineage: Eukaryota; Metazoa; Chordata; Mammalia; Chiroptera; Rhinolophidae
Gene: SOWAHD
Product: sosondowah ankyrin repeat domain family member D
Exons: 1
Coding region: 693-1649 (318 amino acids)
Molecular function (GO): protein binding
Source: RefSeq, a predicted model, not a curated record
CGGAAGGGUCCAGACGGCAUAAAGGGCAGAGGAGGCGAACCCGUGUCACAACGGGCAGCCGGCCGCUUCUGUAAAUGCUAGGCGCGACACAAAGGCGGCUGGGGACAAAGUGCAGGGAGACUCCUGAGGAGAUAAGAGGGACGGCUAAGGAAGGGGGAGGGGAGCGAGCGCCCUGGAGCUCCAGGCUCUCGCUCCUGGAGGCUUUGGCUGGCAGCCGAGCUCAGCCCACCGGGAUGGGGGCGCGCUCGAGCCUCUUCACCCCAGCUGCUGCAGGGAAGUCGAGAACGGCUGCUGGGGCAGCAGGGCUGCUCCGGGCGACGCUCUGGGCCCGCCCCUCCUCUGCCUGCGGGGCCGGAAAGCGGGGCUACCCAGCUCACCUGGCCGUUUGAGGCGGGGCGGUCCUCGAUUCCGCGAGCGGUGGUGGCGGUGGUACCCUGGGUGCGGGACAGGGGCUUGCCCUGGGACUCCACCAGAGCUCCCACCCCUCUACGCCCCCACGCCCUUGCUGCGGCCCUCCCUCUGCUAGCUCACUCACUGCUUCCCUCCCCUCCCCUCAUUUGCUCCCUCCCUCCCUCCGAGCCCAAUUGCUCAAGACGCUUCCUUCCCCAACGCCAGCGCCAGUUCCUCUCCUGGUGGGGCCCGGGAAGGGCCGCGAACGCUAGACACGGGGACCGCGGCGGAGCUGCAGGACCAUGGCUGAGCCCCGAGGGGCCGCGACCCCGGCGCCCAGGGCCUCCCUGACGCGGAGCCCGCUGAGCCUGCGGAGCGCCCCGCAGCACCGCCCCUCUAGAAUGGACGCCGGCAGCCUGGGCAGGUACCCGGGAAGCGCCGCCGCCGCCUCCCGGGAGCCCCCCUUCCACGGCUCGCUGAUGCUCUCGGGAGCGGGCUCGGGGCGCCGGCGGGGAGCGCUGAGGGAGUUGCUGGGGCUACAAGGGGCGGCUUCCGCCGGGUGGCUGUCAGAGGAGCGCGCCGAGGAGCAGCCCCCUGGUGGGCCGAACGGAGCGGGCGCCAGCAGGCUGUGCCUGGAGCCCCGGGAGCACGCGUGGAUACUGGCAGCCGCCGAAGGCCGCUUUGAGGAGCUUCGGGAGCUGCUGGAAGUGGAGCCAGGGCUGCUGCUGCGGAGCGACCCGAUCACUGGCUACUCGGUGCUGCACUGGCUGGCCAAGCACGGGCGCCACGAGGAGCUCAUCCUGGCGCACAACUUCGCCCAGAGCCGGGGGCUGCGGCUCGAAGUGAGCGCUCCGGGGAGCGGCGGCCUCACGCCCCUGCACCUGGCGGCCCAGCAGGGCCACGACCUGGUCAUCAAGGUGCUAGUGGGCGCCUUGGGGGCUGACCCCACGCGCCGCGACCACAGCGGCCACCGGGCCUGUCACUACCUGCGCCCCGACGCGCCCCGGAGCCUGCGGGAGCUGUCGGGGGCCGAGGACUGGGAGACGGCGGGCGGCAGCGAGCAGAACAACGCCAACAACAACAGCAGCGGCGCCGCCGCGUGGACGCUGCGAAAGACUCAGAGCGCAGUGGGUGCGACGGCCAUGGAGACAACAGCGAGAGCAGCGGCUUUGCCCCGCAAGAAGGAUUCCACCGGCAGCCGGGUAGCGCAAAUUCAAGGCUUUUUUCGCCAAAUGUUCCCCUUCUUCAAGGACCGUUGAGGGAGACUUACGCUGAUGAGCGUGGAGGGACUGCGAAGCUAUGGCGAGACCUCGGUCCUUGGUUGUCCCGGGUCCCACCGAUGGGGCAGUACCUUGGUCGCGGCCGAGUGCACCGGGCCUUCCAGGAGCAGAUCACCUCGGGGGUCUGUCUCAGGUACCUGUCAAAGGUCUCCUGCAGCCACUGGCCAGGAGACCCGGGGACCAGGGCCCCCCUAACCCAGAGGGAGCAAAGACUAAGCUGUCCUGGCGCCUAAUCCCAAAAGGAUUUAGGAGCAGAAGGGUGGUCCUGCUUGGGGGAGGGAAAGUUAAGCUUCCAGUAGCCAUUUCUGAGCAGGCGGAAGCUCUGGGUUUAUUAGGAAACAUUUGCUAGAAGAAUGAAUUAAGACUGUAUACCACUGAUGCGGAGGAAGCGCCUAACUUCAGGCUUCACUUGGUUAUUAAGGGUCAUUUUGUGCUGCCAUAGUCUGCCGCUGGCACUCUGCUCCUGAGGCAACCAGGUCUUACCGGUACCUUUUCUAAUGUAACACGGAUGACCUCUUAAGCUUAUUAAAGUGGAAUUCUGUUUUCCUUUCACAU